AUUGCCACGCGUGCACCGUAUUUCACUAUCAUACGUUUGACCCAUACCAACACUUCCGUGAUUUCUCCCUAUAUCUAAGAAAAACCAAAUCAAGAAAAAACUCACAAACCUCGAAAUUUCAGAAAAACAAACAUGGCUGAGAGUGUUGGUGUACACGGAAGAAGUGAACCUCUUCUUGAUGAUGAAGCUUCAAACCCUUCUUGGAGACUCAAUGUGAAGGAGUUUCAUAUACCAUCACAAAAUGUUGCUAAUCAACAAAACCAUCGUUCCCUCUCUUUCAAUGGCCUUCUUCGUAAGACUAAGAAGCAACGCAAGGUGGCGGAGUAUUACAAGAAACAAGAGAGACUUGUUGAAGGGUUUAAUGAAAUGGAGGCAAUGCAUGAAACUGGUUUUUUCCCAGGAGGUCUCACUGAGGAUGAAAUGAAGCAACUGGCGAAGAGUGAGAGGAUGGCAGUUCAUGUGUCGAACGCAUGUAACUUGGUUCUGUUUGCAGCGAAGGUUUUCGCGUCGAUUGAGAGCAGAUCAUUAGCAGUCAUUGCUUCAACACUAGAUUCUCUUUUGGACCUCUUGUCAGGUUUCAUACUGUGGUUUACUUCCAAUGCCAUGAGAAAGCCAAACCGAUUUCACUAUCCGAUUGGAAAGAAACGCAUGCAACCAGUGGGUAUCAUAGUUUUUGCAUCAGUGAUGGCAACCUUGGGAUUGCAGAUUUUGAUCGAGUCUGGCCGGCAAAUUAUUUCAAAGGCAAAGCCGGAAGUGGAUCCAAAAAAGGUGAAUUGGAUGAUUGGAAUUAUGGUAUUCGUGACUGUAGUGAAGUUCGUUCUUAUGAUCUACUGUCGAAGAUUUAAAAAUGAAAUCGUCAGAGCUUACGCACAAGAUCAUUUUUUUGAUGUCAUUACUAAUUCGGUUGGAUUAGCUGCUGCUGUUCUAGCUGUCAAAUUCGACUGGUGGAUCGAUCCAACAGGAGCUAUUAUUAUUGCAUUGUAUACAAUCAAUACAUGGACAAAGACAGUGAUUGAGAAUGUCUGGUCACUCAUUGGAAGAACAGCACCACCUGAUUUUUUGGCAAAGCUAACUUACCUUAUAUGGAACCAUCAUGAACUAAUCAAACACAUAGAUACUGUUAGAGCAUACACUUUUGGUGCAAAUUACUUUGUGGAAGUUGACAUUGUUUUGCCAGAAGACAUGCUUCUUAACCAAGCACACAACAUUGGUGAAACACUUCAAGAGAAGCUUGAACAAAUUGCAGAAGUUGAAAGGGCUUUUGUGCACAUAGAUUUUGAGUUCACUCAUAGACCUGAGCAUAAGACUUCAGUAUAAUGGUGCUAUAAGACCAUGGUGGAAGGGAGUUCUAUUGACCUCUUUUGAUUUUCUUGUUUUGUUUUUUUAGAUGGUAUAGUUGAUAUUUUAUUGACUUGUUUUGUGGUAUAGUUGAUAUUUUAUUUUGACUUUAAAUAAUUGGUUUUUGUCUUUUAAUCUAUGUGAUAAAUAAGCUUUCAUUAA
This is a messenger RNA of Cicer arietinum (chickpea), 1500 nucleotides long. Its product is annotated as metal tolerance protein 10-like. The record is from RefSeq and is a predicted model, not a curated record. Lineage: Eukaryota; Viridiplantae; Streptophyta; Magnoliopsida; Fabales; Fabaceae. Gene Ontology annotation, molecular function: monoatomic cation transmembrane transporter activity. Gene Ontology annotation, biological process: monoatomic cation transport; transmembrane transport. Gene Ontology annotation, cellular component: membrane.